Molecule: messenger RNA, 4111 nt
Organism: Zootoca vivipara (common lizard)
Lineage: Eukaryota; Metazoa; Chordata; Lepidosauria; Squamata; Lacertidae
Gene: CEP57L1
Product: centrosomal protein 57 like 1
Cellular component (GO): centrosome
Molecular function (GO): gamma-tubulin binding; identical protein binding; microtubule binding
Source: RefSeq, a predicted model, not a curated record
UCCCCGAGAGCGGGAGGGGAAGCGGGCGGCUUGAAAAACGGCCCCGGAGAAGAACGGCGCUCUAGGAAGUGAGCCGCCUUCUAUGGUUAGCUGUGGUCUACCCGAAGCCGGGAAGCAGAAGGAGAGCGGCAUAAGUGGGGCUGGGUCGUAGCGCGAGCUCAGGUGGUGCUUGCGGCUCGGGUGAAUCCCGGUAAGGUGAGUGGAACUCUGGAGUCUGGACCCCCUAUAAUGGAGUCUAUAGAUUCUGAGUCGAAGCACAGCUACAUAGGAAGUUUUAUUCAGCCUCCAGAUAACAUAUACUCUGCAUUUGCUAACAUCAGAUCAAAGGAGGCAGCAGCUAUAGCAAAAGACACUCCUGCACCAAACAACCAAGCUCUAGUGGCAGCCCUUAAAACUCUUCAGGAAAAGAUCCGCCGUCUUGAAUUAGAGAGGUCACAGGCUGAAGAGAACCUAAAUUGCUUGUCCAGAGAAGCUGCCCAGUAUAAAAAGGCCUUUCAGCAUGACUCUAAUGAGGAGGAUAUAACUCACCAGGGAAUGAUGCAAGAAAAGAAAGAUGUGAGCAUGCAGUUAAUGGCAGCACAGUCUCGCUGCUCUUUGCUGGAGAAACAACUAGAUUACAUGAGAAAAAUGAUGAUCAAUGCAGAGUUGGAAAAGAAACUGGUUCUAGAACAGCAGACGCAGCUUCAGAAGGAAAAAGACCAGAAUCAGCUGGAGCUAUGUGCAAAACUUGACAAGCUUGAAAUUCUAGAAAAAGAAUGCUGGAGACUUACUAGCACUCAGAAGACUGCAGAAGAAAAGAUCAGACACCUUGAACAGAAGCUUCUGGAAGAGCAACACCAGCGCAAACUAAUUCAAGAUAAAGCUGCGCAGCUCCAAACGGGACUUGAGAUGAAUAGAAUUCUUAUGUGUUCGCUUUCACCCCGAGAAGAAGCAAAUAAAAAAAGAAGGAAGAAGAAAGCCGUAAAGAAACCUGGUUUGAGGAAAGCAUGCAGCUCACAGCCAUACCUACCAACUGGGACACUACCUUUCGUUGCUGGGAAGUCUGCCAGCUCAAGUCACUCUGUUGUUGCAAAUGUUCAAAGCGUCUUGCAUAUGAUGAAAUAUCGUAGCCAGAGUGCAGCUUCACCGCGCCCAGAAGGAGGUGAAAAGAGGACUGGCAUGAGCAGACUUUCAUCUUGCUCCACAUCUUCCUCUGCUACUGAGCAUCUUUCAGAUCUUCUCUUGAUCAUGCAGGAUGAACUGGGACAAAUGAACUUUGAACAUCAAGAACUCCUAAAGCAGAUACAAGAAACACAAAACCAGGAGGUUCGGGAAGACCUAGAACGUGAGCUAGAUUGUCUUGUGAAACAGAUGGAAGCUAAAGGAGAACAGAUAUCGAAACUGAGAAAGCACCAAGAAAAUGUUUGCAGACUGAAGCAAAAGGCUAAAAAACUGAAACAAAAAGCAGCCAAUUCAGCAUCAAGACCUAAUGGAAUAAAAGGAGCAAAAGAGACUGCAGCCGCUUCAAGAGCCAGUGUGAAUAGUCCCUGUCCUGUGAAUAAAAGCACACGUUCUCUCCAGCUAUUAAAAAGUGCUCAGAAGCUUCAAUCAGUAUUGAAGAAAGAUGAUAUUGUGUGGGAACCUUAGUUCUCAAAAUUGGCAUAUAGAUAAAUGCCCAUUGGGAGCUGAUUUUAUUAUCUUGGCUUGAACAAAUCUGUUCAUUAAUGUGCCCAUAAAUUCUGCAGCUUAGUUUUGGAAUAAAUAUUUUUUCUUGUUUCUAUCUUGACUUUUAAUUUUACUUUUGAAAAUAUAAUUGUAAUUGUUCUAAUGAAGUGUUCUUUUUUUAUUAAACAAAAAACCAACAUACCAGCCUAUAUAGAAUAAAUACCACUGGUUUUUGUACAGUAUUGAGGGGAGAAAGACCCGAAUCAUCCAUGAGCAAAAAUUAGCUUUUGGCUUCCAAAUGGCUAUCUAUGCUUAUUUUUUUAUUCAUUUAUUUAAAACGUUUACAGCCUGCCUUUCAAUAUUUCCCCCUGUGAUUUAAUCUAUAGUUUUAAGCCACGUCACUGCUUAUCUGACCAUUAUUCUUAGUAUCCAUAUGAUUGAGGCCUCUUUAACAGCAAUCUAAAGAGCUUUCACUCAUUUACUUUUCUGUUUUGAGAAAAGGAUUAUUAAUGUAUAGCAAGAAAAACUAAAUUUCAGCAGAAAUAUCUCGGUGUCAGCCCUGCAGACUUGAGAACUCAGUGAGGUACCUGGGAUUUGUACAGGAGCUGACUUUUGUGAAAGGGGGGGGGGGCAUAAUAAACCUAACCAGCUGGUGUUGGGCAUAUAAUGCUCCUUAUUUGCAUGUGAGAGGUUUCACGUUCAAACUGUGUAGGUAGUUGACUGGUGCAGCAAAUGCUGUACAUGCAGGUGUCCAGUCCUCAAUCCAUUGGGCAACAUCCAGCACAAGUGGACUUUGGGGCAUGCAGCACAAUUUACAGUAUUCUCUUCCCUGCACACACCCCAAAUAUGUUUCAGAGGCUCCCCCAACAAUUAGGAGCACAUCUUGGUUGAGUGCAUCUGUUCCACUAAUGGUGUCUGUUCUAGAUAGAUGCUGGAUUUCACCCAAAGAUUAUCUGAGUUGCUUUAAAAAAAAAAAGUCCCAAACCAGGUGGUAGAGCUGUGGUCAACUGAUAGAUGUGUGGUAUUCUAAACUUUGUACUGGGGUUUUUCCACCUACUUUUGUGAUUUCAUGAAUAUGGAUAUUUUAUUUGAAGUUAUCGUUGUAUACCCUGAGAUCUUUAGCAUAUGGGUAAGAUAUGAAUAGUCUAAAAUAAAUAAGGGACACAGUUAUGAGGAAUAUCCACAUUUCAGCCCUCUUCAUGCCCCCUCCAAAAAGCCUCUCUUGAGAGUUGGUGCACCCUCUGACUUGGUAUGUGGGGCAGGAGACUAGCAGAAAGAAGAAUUGGGGAAAAUCAGGUGAAGUCAGGUCAUGUAAGGGGAAUGCGGUUAUUGAAUAUAAUUAUUAAUGUUUGAUAGCAAAAUGCUUUUCAACAGCAUUAAUAUAUAAAACAAAAUGUGGCUUCACUAUCAUUGCAGUCAAUAUUCUAAUAGGUUUUGCACUCCUCUAAUUUAGCUUCGUAGCAGAACUGUCUGCAUGCCUACUUUGUCUUUUGCCCUCCAGGGCUGAGAGAAGUAUUUGUUUCUCCCCUUCUAUCGAAAGCUCCUGUAUUCUGCCUUGCAAUGGAGCAGUGCAUCACCCAUUAGUUUUAGAAGCAUGGUCAAUUCUUUUUCAGUGGAUUGUGUGUAUGCAUGCUGAGGUUGCUAUGGUUACAGUUCGGCCUGCACAAGCACGGGUGACGAAUGCCUCUGUUGCUACUUCGGUGUUCAAUUUCAUUAACUAUAGAAACCUGUCGGAGACGUGGUUUGCUGCUACAGUUUCCAGUAACACAACAGGGCUUCUCUCUGCUCUGCUGGUUGCCUUCUGCACUUGGGAGGCUGCGACCUUGCUGUUCCUACCAGGUAUCAUAUUGCUCUCAAGCUGUGAGAUCCAAGAUAAGGCAAAGCAUUUUAAAUAAUUCCAAGCAAAUCAGUUUAUUGUUUAUCACAUAUACUGCGCUAAGUGCAGUCUGUUAAACUCAUUUCCUUGCUUAUUAAUUAAUGCUGUAAUUGCUGCAUAUAAAAUUUUCAGAGAAAAGUUAGCUUUCUGUUAGCUGACACAGAAGCAAUAUGUAGCUCUUCCCUUCGCAAACUAAAUCAAAACUAAACUGAAAUAAGUUUUUUUUAAUCAUCAUGGAGAUAAGGGGAGUAUAAUGAUUUCUUCAAUUUAAUUAAAAGCUUUAAAACUGUAUUUUCAGUUUCUGUGCAGGUGCGUUGGCUGAUAGGCUGGAUAAGGGCUUCCCAAAUCAAAUCAAAUAACCUCUUCCCCCCCCUACCACCCCACUUUCUCUUCCUUAACCCUUCUGCUGACCGCCCCCCAGCCAUAACAACAGGCAUUUCACUAGCUGUGUUUUUAAGUUGGUAGACAAGUUUGAUGUCAUUAAUCAUGUAUCCUUUGAAAUUUUAUACGCUUUUUUCACAGUGCUGAUCUUAAUCUCGUUACUUGUUCAAUCAUGUCUUUGGCUUUAAAGGCGGGAGUAAAACUGAUCAG